Molecule: messenger RNA, 1127 nt
Organism: Orbicella faveolata
Lineage: Eukaryota; Metazoa; Cnidaria; Anthozoa; Scleractinia; Merulinidae
Molecular function (GO): protein binding
Source: RefSeq, a predicted model, not a curated record
GAUUACGUACUGUAUGACGUCAGUUUAAAGAUUUGUGAUAAAUAAGACUCUGGUAAACUCAAAGAACAGUUCACCUCAAGACUCGACAAGAUGCGCUUGGGAAUGUGUCUUCAGCUUUCGCCGUCAUUUUUGCUGUUUUUGGCAAUUCUUGGAAAUAUCACUUUAGCGGUGAAAGGAAUUUCUGUGCUGCAAACUGGCAAGCUCAACAUGUCGCAAACUUUUCAAGAUUGGAGUUGUGGCAGUGGAUGUUCACCUCCUCUAAAUUGUCGACUGGCUAUUUGUACGAACGUUGCAUUUCCUCAAGCGUUCAGUGGAUCGGCAAAAGUUCAGGUGCACGUGUCAAUAAGCCACGGUGAGGAGUUUUCACGUGUUCACUCGCCUUCUGCAGUGUGGGUUCAGUCCAUUAGCACACGUGGAUUUGAGGUCUGUUCACGUGAAACGGGGACUGGAUCAAAUAAAACUGGAAUUAUUAACUGGCUGGCCUAUCAAAGUCAUCCAAAAAUGAUGUAUGGCAGUGUGAUUUUUCAAGGAAUGUGGACAACAGAAAGCAAAUGUGACAAAGUUACAUUCUCACAGAACUUUGGUGGAAGACCUUCUGUGUUUGUCUCAGCUAAGUACGCUCGUAGUACCAAGCCUGAUGACGCAAUGUAUGUUUGGUUGGAGAACGUGAAUUCUGGAAGUUUCGAAGUUUGCAUCCGGGAAUUCUUGCCAUUUGAUGGAAAACACCAAGACACAAUUGUGGAUUGGUUUGCUUUCCUUGGCGAUGGUUCUAAGUUUAACUUUACGUUGGUAGGAGAAGCGUUUUUUCCCAACGCUGGAAACCCAACAGCUGACGAUAACUAUGGCUUCUGUCAAGUGAGUGUAUUUGAUUGGCAGGUGUCAGUCAUCUCGUAAACGUUUUUCAUCUCAGCUGAAGGGAGAUCCAGCAAACACAUUGUCACAUUCAACAAAAUGACAAUUGCGGGAGUGGUUGUCUCAAGACUAUCUUCUGAUACCUCCUUCGUAUUAAAUUUUAUUGCAGAGGCAGAUUGCAAUUUGAGUGGUUUAAGGACGGAACCUACUAAAUAGAAAGGUUUUUGCACUAGGUUAGGACCACGCGGAAAACGUAGAUAUUUGCAAGGGCUAUU